Ogataea angusta is the source of this 1833-nucleotide messenger RNA. RefSeq lists its product as uncharacterized. Gene Ontology annotation, molecular function: mRNA binding. Gene Ontology annotation, cellular component: nucleolus. NCBI's taxonomy places the organism in Eukaryota, Fungi, Ascomycota, Pichiomycetes, Pichiales, Pichiaceae. The transcript has a single exon. Gene Ontology annotation, biological process: regulation of translation. The record is from RefSeq and is a predicted model, not a curated record. Bases 1 to 1833 code for a protein of 610 amino acids.
AUGGUGAAGAAAAGAGUUGCAGAGGAAACAGUUGUCAAGGCCAAGAAAGCCAAGAUCGAUCCAGAACAUUCUGAGGAUGAAUCUGAAGAUCAGCUGGACGAGCUUGAUUCCAACGACGAACACAACGACGAACAAAGUGAAUCCACCAGCAAUAAAGAAAACGGUGAUGAUAAUAGACCAUCCAGGCAGGAACAGAAGAAGCUUCUCUCUGAGAGGAAACUCAAACGUAAGUCUGGUACUCAAGUGGAGAACAUCAAGCGUCUUUGGGAGAAAUUGAGGGUGAAAAAUCCUCCAAUGCCAAAGGAGAUCAGAGACAAGCUCUGUGACGAGACGUGGGAGCUGUCCAAAGAUGUGAUUGGCGAUCUUGUUCUAAAGCACGAUGCCUCACGUGUGGUCCAGACGCUUGUGAAGUACUGUUCCAAAGAGCGUCGGGAGAUCAUUACGAGAGCUCUCAAAGGCAACUUCUACAAUCUUGCUACCUCAGCUUACGGAAAGUAUCUGUUGAUCAAGCUGCUGCAUUAUGGCUCCAAAGAUUCAAGAGAGCUUAUUCUGUCCGAGCUCCACGGAAAGCUCCGCAAAUUAAUUCGUCAUAGAGAAGGUGCGUACGUCGUGGAGGACCUGUAUGUGCUAUAUGCUACCGCGAAACAGAAGUCUCAAAUGAUCCGGGAGUUUUGGGGUUCAGAGUAUGCUGUAUUCCGUGACCCUAAUGACACGCGUACGAUCAAGGAGGUUUGUGCUGAGUCAGCCGAGAAAAGAGCCCUGAUCGCCAACAAUCUCAUCACCACCAUCCGUGGCUCUGUGGAGAAAGGAUCCACCGGUUUCCAGAUUCUCCAUGCUGUCAUGCGCGAGUAUGUGCAGAUUUUCGAAAACGACGAAGUGCGCGCGUUUAUUGAGCUGUUACAGGAUCAGGUGGCCGAACUGGUGCACACUCCCGAAGGUUGCGAGGUGGCUUGUACGCUGGUUGCGAAGGCCAAUGCUAAGGAGAGAAAGGCCAUUUUGAAAGGUUUGAAAAGCCAUGCAGAGGCAUUAGCCACCAACGAGCACGGUCAGUUUGUGUUGCAGAUCAUUUUCAUGACCGUUGACGACACCGUUCUCGUCAACAGAACGUUUUCGGGCGCUUUGAAAGACAGCUUCGACAAAAUCAUGGUUGGCAAGUUUUCGAGAAGACCGUUUGUGUAUUUGCUCAACGGACUGGACCGUUCUUAUUUCUCGCCGCUGGUCCUGAAAGACGUUGAAAAGUUCACAGAAAUGGCUGCCGAGACCUCCAAGAAGCCGCAGGACCAACGUCGCAAAGAAUUGCUGAAGAACUUCCUUCCUAUUUUCUACGAGACAUUUUUGCACAAGCCGGUCAUCUUGCACGAGAAUCUGGGUUCUCAAUUUGUUCUGGAGCUUAUUCUGAACAACGAGUUCCCUGAGGAGGCACAGGAAUAUAGACAGCAAGCUCUGGACAUAAUAGUCAGCGAGAUGAAGGAGGAGCUUGGAGAAGAGCAUCUAUUGAACAAACCAUUCACUCCUAGACUGGUCAAGACGCUAAUUCAGGGCGGAAAAUGGAACAACAAGGAGAAAAAAGUUGACGUGGUGGAUGGCAUUGGCAUUGGUAAGGAGUUUGCAUCCGGCUUUGUCGAGAGAGUGUUUGAGAACGGAGAAAAUGAAGACGUUCUCAAAGCAUGGAUCGACGACAAUCAGGGCUGUUUUGUUCUUGUUGCUCUGUUCGAAUGUCUGAAGGAUGUCAAGAAACACUCGUUUCCAAAGAAACUGAAGAAGAUGGACAAGCUGAUCAAGAAACAGGACGACACCAACAAGGGAGCACAGCUGCUGCUCAAGGUGUUUUGA